Mustela erminea (ermine) is the source of this 8630-nucleotide messenger RNA. RefSeq names its product potassium two pore domain channel subfamily K member 10 (gene KCNK10). Gene Ontology annotation, cellular component: membrane. Bases 760 to 2367 code for a protein of 535 amino acids. Gene Ontology annotation, biological process: stabilization of membrane potential; potassium ion transmembrane transport. The record is from RefSeq and is a predicted model, not a curated record. Gene Ontology annotation, molecular function: potassium ion leak channel activity. The transcript has 7 exons. NCBI's taxonomy places the organism in Eukaryota, Metazoa, Chordata, Mammalia, Carnivora, Mustelidae.
UGGGGAAGCUCUUGGAAGGCGAGGAUUUCUUCUGGACUUCAGGGAGAAAUGAUGAAACCAAAGGGAAAAAUUCAAAGCAGGUUAAUGAAUUCAUUCCGGUAUUCCUGAAUUCGAAGCAGAGUCUCAUCCUCCCGCCUCUGUUUGCCGAACCAGCACUAAGCAGGAUUCCCCAAGCUGCUUCAUCACUCCCUGCUAUUCUGGGUCCAGGACGUUCUCCGGCCUCACGCCGGACUCCGGGUUCCCCUCUCUGGCUGAGCUGUUCUUUGCCAGCCACUCGGAGAGAUCGACUCCUCGCGCGGCAGGCAGCACCCCCCGCUCUCACACUCGUCCCGGACUGCGGCGUGGGGAAGGGGUAGGGGACCCACUAACUCGCGGAAAACUUCCUCUGGGGAAGUAACUGGGGUUUUCCGGCUUCCCCCAGCCCUCCCGCGCUGGGCCACACGGCGAUCGUUAAAGCGGUGCGGCGACUAGUGCAGGUUCUGAGCUGCAGAGACCCGGGGCGCCCCACUGCAAAGCUUCCCCGGCAAGGACCGGCGCCCUCUGCCACCGAAUGCGCCCAGGACGCGGCCGCCGCCGGCCCGGGGCUGCUGGCGGGGCACCGUCAGUGCAGGCUGACUUUGCGCCACGAUGCUUUGUUUUCCUGCCGCAGGAACCCGAGGCGGUCUCUAUCCGCCAGACUUAACCCGCCCGCAGCAAUAGCCAUGGAACUUGCGGCUGCACGGAGGGAGAGAGAACCGCUUGGCGCGGCAUCUUUUUUGGAUGUUUUUUCUCAACACAGUCCACUUCUUUCCUCGUUCUUGGGUGGCCGUUCCGGCAGCAGCGCCCCCCGUGGGCCAGCCCAAGGGUGCCACUAACGGGCCCUACGCCACCCCACGCCUCUCCAUCUCCUCCCGAGCCACGGUGGUAGCCAGGAUGGAAGGCGCCUCCCAGGGGGGCCUGCAGACCGUCAUGAAGUGGAAAACCGUCGUCGCGAUCUUCGUGGUUGUGGUGGUCUACCUUGUCACCGGCGGUCUGGUCUUCCGGGCCUUGGAGCAGCCCUUCGAGAGCAGCCAGAAGAACACCAUUGCCUUGGAGAAGGCGGAAUUCCUGCGGGAUCAUAUCUGCGUGAGCCCCCAGGAGCUGGAGACGCUGAUCCAGCAUGCCCUUGACGCUGACAACGCAGGAGUAAGUCCAAUAGGAAACUCUUCCAACAACAGCAGUCACUGGGACCUUGGAAGUGCCUUUUUCUUUGCUGGGACUGUCAUCACCACCAUAGGGUAUGGGAAUAUUGCUCCAAGCACUGAAGGAGGCAAAAUCUUUUGUAUUUUAUAUGCCAUCUUUGGAAUUCCGCUCUUUGGUUUCUUAUUGGCUGGAAUUGGAGACCAACUUGGAACCAUCUUUGGGAAGAGCAUUGCAAGAGUGGAGAAGGUCUUUCGAAAAAAGCAAGUGAGCCAGACCAAGAUCCGGGUCAUCUCCACCAUCCUGUUCAUCUUGGCCGGCUGCAUUGUAUUUGUGACGAUCCCUGCUGUCAUUUUCAAAUAUAUCGAGGGAUGGACCGCCUUGGAGUCCAUUUACUUUGUCGUGGUCACCCUCACCACGGUGGGCUUUGGUGAUUUUGUGGCAGGGGGAAAUGCUGGCAUCAAUUACCGGGAGUGGUACAAGCCCCUGGUGUGGUUUUGGAUCCUGGUUGGCCUUGCCUACUUUGCAGCUGUCCUCAGUAUGAUCGGAGAUUGGCUACGGGUUCUAUCCAAAAAGACAAAAGAAGAGGUUGGUGAAAUCAAGGCCCACGCGGCCGAGUGGAAGGCCAACGUGACGGCCGAGUUCCGGGAGACGCGGCGGCGGCUCAGCGUGGAGAUCCACGACAAGCUGCAGCGGGCAGCCACCAUCCGCAGCAUGGAGCGCCGGCGCCUGGGCCUGGACCAGAGGGCCCACUCGCUGGACAUGCUGUCCCCGGAGAAGCGCUCCGUCUUCGCCGCCCUGGACACGGGCCGCUUCAAGGCCUCGUCCCAGGAGAGCAUCAACAACCGGCCCAACAACCUGCGUCUCAAGGGCUCCGAGCAGCUGAACAAACACGGGCAGGGAGCCUCUGAGGACAACAUCAUCAACAAGUUCGGAUCCACCUCCAGGCUCACCAAGAGGAAAAACAAGGACCUCAAAAAGACCUUGCCCGAGGACGUUCACAAAAUCUACAAGACCUUCCGGAAUUACUCCCUGGACGAAGAGAAGAAGGAGGAGGAGACGGAGAAGAUGUGCAACUCGGACCACUCCAGCACGGCCAUGCUGACCGAGUGCAUCCAGCAGCAGGCGGGCGUGGAGAACGGAAUGGUCCCCACGGACACCAAAGACAGGGAACUCGAGAAUAACGCAUUACUUGAAGACAGAAACUAAAUGCUGAGGACCUUGGACUUGACCAAGCGUUGUGGUUUUUUUUUGUUUUUGUUUUUGUUUUAUAUUCACCCUGAGACACGUGCCUUAAAACAGACUUCUCGGUAGUCCGAAAUUACAUAGCAUUGAAGAAUAUAUUUCACUGUGCCAUAAAUGACGGAGAAAGAUCGCUCUGCCAAAAGGAAUCAAAGAACACAGGACCACACUUCCGUCAGGGGCCGCAGGACACGCCGGGAGUGUUUGCACACGCAGGAGGUCGUGGCCACGGAAGUUAAGGGCGGGUAUGGGACGGUGCUGUGCUCCCCUGAGCGGCGCCGCCCGGACCUGGCGUGGAGAAAGGGCAGCUAUUCCUCAGACCAGCCUUCUGAAAGGAACACGUGUGGCUUUUACACGGAGCCUUGUUUCCUGAACCUACCGUUAGAGAUAUGCACACACAGAGCAGGGGACCAAAUGGGGGCUGAACUAGUACCUGUAAUGAGGGGUCGAGGUGACAUUGUGGCAUGUUGCUCUGAGCUUGAGUUUUGAUACACAGCCUCAGCGCACAGCUAGUCUUUCCGAGCUCCAAGUGAAUGUCCGUGGGACCCGGGAGCAUGUGGAAUUUGUGAGAAACAGAUCAGAGCACACGUAUUAAAUGGUGCAAUUGCUUUCCUCAUUACAAAAGAAAAAAAAUCACAAAUGCAUCACACUGUGGAUACCACCUUAACCAAGGACAGAAGCCUAUUGAAUUUUGUCUCUCGACGAAUGAAGAAUGAACUUGCAAGCUUUGGCGAAAACUCAACCUCAUUCGCUGCAUGGUUAAUGGGCAAAAAUCAUGCAUUUUCCUCAGUGGGUGCAAUGGUGAAAAUAAACUGGUUUUGAAAUGUCCAUUUCACUUUUCUAGUGGAACUUUGGUUGUAACUUGUUUUGAUAAGAGGGGGGGAAAAAAAACCAAAACAAUUGCCUUGCAUGAUGCCAGUGGCUUGCUGUUCUGUCUAGCUGAUCCUAAAUUUUUGUAAAAAUAGACAUCCUGCAUGUCUGAGACAUACCAAGGAGGACCACGGCAUCAUUCCAUCUCAGGGCUUUUUGUCCCUUUGGGUGUCUUAAGGUAGACAUAGUGACGAGGUCCAAUCUUGCUAUCUCCAAACAAAAGAAAGAAUCCCCCAACCAACUCUUGUACAAGAAAAUUGAAUUGUUUUAAUUGCUUGCAGCUUAAGUGCCAUUAAUGCCAUUUUAAAACUAAUGCUUAAAAGAAGUAUUUACAACAUUCCACGUUUAUGUUUGGGUGUUCCUUAUUUUGAAGGCAUCACUUCUUUUCCUUACUUGUUUCUUUGUCUCGCACCUGCUGUUCACUAAAGUUGGAACACCAGGGUGAUUAAUGGUUUCAAUGCAAACAAUAGCAACGCGAUUGUUCCGUGAGGUUACAAUGGCCCUGGGAAGGAGAGUGGGGGAGGGGCCAGUCAUAGGUUUUGAAAAAAUUUUAAAUGGAUUUUUUGAAAUCAGAAAGGGCAAAGUGUGCUAGGCCUCACCAUCCUGUGUGUGCCUCAGCCCCUCGUGUAACUGGCUGACCAUGGGUGGUUCAGACUUAGCUCUUUGGCCCAUGUUCUUAAGCAUUUGGACCUGGCGACCCCCAGAAAGUUGCUGGUGAUGGGCUCCCCAAUCUCAGCGCCACCUCUUGGGGAGUUCACAUGACUAACACACGGAGGGGAUUGAUCAAAAGACCACAGGAUUAGUGGAGACUUCUGACUUCUGGGGAAAAUGAUACCCACCACAUCCUUGACCACUGGUACCAGGGCAGACCUCUUCCCGCCCACUUCCCAAAAUUGCACAGCUCUCCCUCGCCUGGAGCACAUGUAGCCCCGCCGGCCCCUCCCCCAACUUCUAGGCUCUAGUUAAAGUUCUGGCAUUGCUUUUGGGAAGGAGCCAAAUAAGAAUCAGCUUUCACGAGGCCCUUCCUGUCCAAGGUAGACUUGGGUUAAUGCCUCCACCGGGCUGAAGCUGUGGCUUACUGGUGACAUCCUGUGUCCAUAUGUUAAUAGACACGGAAACGACCUUUGCGCAGGUGUGGGCUCUGGCUCUCACUGUGAGAGCCCUUCCAGCCUGACAAAAUGUGUUUUUUGAUUGGUAGAUCUCUGGGACUUUCUCUAUUUCUCUGAUAAGUUAAAAGCUUCCUGAUUAAACUAUCCAUCCAUCUCAUGCAUUUGCGUUUCUGCCCUGUACUUCUCUGUAGCAGUGUGUUAAAAACUCUAGACACUAGAGUUUUUAGACAAAUCUGGCCAAGAGGCUUCCUUGUCAUUUAUCCAGUGGUUUCCAUGGCCCAGGCACUAGAUUAGGCACUUUAUGGGCGUUAGCUGACUGAAACCUCAUAGCAACACUCUACGGGAAGUGUUUGCAAACCCAUUACACAGAUGAGGGCACGGAGGCUCAGGGAAGCUGAGUAACUUACCCAACGGCACACAGCAAGAAGGUGGUAGAGCUCGUCUUCAAAGGCUGUCUGACCAAAGUCUGCUUUUGACUUUGCUGUAAUGUCCACGUCAUGUGCUCUUGUGUGUAUGUGUGUGUAUGUGUAUGUGUGUGUUUGUGUGUCUUUCUAGUUUCAUGGGCAGGGUGUACGGAGGUGGGGAAAUCUCUAUUACUAAGAGCGUACAAGGUCUUUGUGUAAUCAUGACCUAAAGGGUUACCCUUACAGAUACUUAUACAUUAUUUUGGUUUGGGUUUUGGGAAUGCUGUCUGUGGUGCCCUUUCUGUAUUGUUAAAAAAAUGCCCUUUGAAAGCACUCUUUUGCACUUUACUUGCUUACCUUGCAGGAACUCCGCUUAUAGCAGGAAUAAAACAAUUCAAAGCACGAAGCUGCACAUUCUACCAAAUGGAACAGGUGUUGGUAUGUGCGUAGACGCUUCCCCAAAGGGGUCAAAUCACAGUAGUACAGAGGGCUCAAAAACAGCCCUUGGCUGAGAGUGGGAAAAAACCCAGUACAACCUGUUCCCUGAAUACAGUGGGGCCCAAAGCCCUGGGGAAUGAAAUCCAAGAAGAGCCCUCCCUCUGUGGAGAGUGAGCCAUUAAAUAUGGGCAGUAUUGGGCAAACUAGAACAUACCCUCCAAAGUCUGAGAAGCUGAGAGGGAGUAAGAGCUUGGACUCCUCUUAGUGUGUACAGGCUAAGAUUUGGGGGAGGCGAGUCGUGAUGAAGUUGUGUGAGUGGUACCCUUUGAAGAUGGGACCGAACAGCACAUAGCAAAUAGCACAUACUGAAGCUGCUGCAGAUUCUAAACACUCAUCAGCGCCUCCCUGCCCCUCCAACCCGCGCUCCCUAUGCCGCCGUAAAGCUGGCUUCAGCGCCUUGAUUUUGCACAUGGGAAGAGCACGUGUUCAGUAUCUUCCGUGUCUUCAGUGGGUGGUGUCUUUUGCCUCACCUGGUAAUUGUGUCCUGAUUGUUUCUUCCCUAACAGAUCUGGAGGUUUGCUGGGGACAGUGGGGGGAUCAUUUGGAGAUGGUAGCUCCAUACCCAGUCCUAACUCAAUAGUGAAUUCUAGAAACUACCACCGUCGGGGGAGGGCCCUAAUGUGUGCGCGGGUAGGGAUGUCCCUGGCCUAUAGGUGAGGCCACUGGGACUCUUUGUCUGUGUUUCCCUGUCCCAGCCUGUGAGCGUGGACACCUCUGUCCUCGUGCUUCUCUGUUACCUCGUCAGGACAUCAAGGGAAUUCAACACAGAUAAUCAUCAAGGCCCCUUUAAUUCUGCAGUUCUCUGACCAAACCUCCCCUGGUCUACGAGUUUGUUAAAUUCAUUAAGAACGGUAUUAGCCGUGUUUGUGUAUACUGACACAUGGGCCACCUUAUUUUAGGCUAAGAGUCUCCUGCCCUUUGGGAUUUGUUUUCUGGGUAAUUGAUGGAGACCAGAUGUAUUUGGGAGCCUGGUGUCUGAAUUAGAAUCAUGCCCUGUGUAGGCUCACUCUAUAUACUUCCUUAUAGUAUCCUGUCACCUGGAGGACUCAGGCUACGCGGGCAUUUUUUGCAUGGUGUUAAGAUUGUUCAAAGAACUUCAAAGCUGUUGCUAUUUGCAGUCAAUUGUGAUAAAAGUUCCCUUUGAUUACUUCAUGAAUUCAUAUAAUAUAGACAGAUACCUGCCACACACACACACACACACACACACACACACACACACACACACGCUGGAAAUGGCUGCUUUGGGGUCUAAUGGGACCAUUCGAUGUUGAAAGUCCUAGUUGUGCUAGACAUUAGCAAACCACUCCCUUACCUCCCCCCGAGAGGAUGUCAUUUCCUGGCUGAGUCAAUGCUGCUUAUUUAUUUGUGUGCUUGGGUUUGGGGGAUUAGUGAGAAUGUGACCAGAAUUUGGGUGGGGCAGAUUUAUUCUCAUCAGAUUGGGUAAGAUUGUAGACCAUCCAAUGUAUACCAUGGUUUCCAAACCAUGGGAAAGGCACAGGAAAACACACAAAUGUGCAGAGAUUCUCUAAAGAAAUGAGGAAAAACUGGCUUGGCUUUUCCGGUCCUCUGCUUUCUGCAUCCUGCUCAGGUUUCAAGUGGAGGUUUAUUAUUUCUGUUACGAUGCAACUGUGUGCAAAGACCGCGGCUGUGUCAGCAGAGGGAGCUUUCAUGGGUAGAGUCUAAGAGCUCGAGAGCAACGGCCUUAAAAAAUAAAAAAUGGGAAACUCUCUGAAACAAAGGUGACUUUUGCAUUGCAGAUCCUGUUAAUUCUACUUAUGGAAACUUUGGAAUAGCAUGUUGAUGAUGUGGCUAGAAAUAAAACCCUGGCUGUCCUGGUGUGAUGAACCAGCAGCCAUCCAUGCAAACCUCACUCCUCCCAUGGCGGUCCCUAGGUCACAUGACAUUGGCACGGUGGCACUGAGGAGAACUAACAAGUGUCUUUGAUUUUACAGAAAGCGAUUAUCAUUUUCACAGGUGCCUAAGAGAUUUGAAAUCUACCUUCUGCUAUCGUUUUUUAAGUGAAAAAUCUCAAAUAGUUCCUUGUGCAUUAAAAACAGAACAAAACAAAACCAUCCUUGAGAGGACUCCGCUCCAUUGAUACGGCAGACUGGUGUUAGAGAGGGUGAUUGGAAAAACCUCUCCUUUGCCAUCAGGGCAUCGAGGUUGAAGCUUCGAAGAAGGUACAGUGGUGCCUAGAAGCGUUAUGCAAACCAACCCACAUGCCAGCCUCCAGCCUCUUCCCCUUCCCAGACUCCCAGGCAGGGGCCCCAGCAACGAUAAUAAACCCACGUGUGGAGGUGUUUUACCUGUUUUUCUCUCUGUAGGAUUUCAUGGUGCUUAAAAAAAAAAAAGGCAUUUUACAGAAAAUAAUGUGGGGUGCGGGGGGAGGAGGGAAUUUCGUAAUGUUCUUAGGAAAAGUACAAGAGCAAAUUUGCUUGUAACGUUUCAGUGAGCUCUGCUGCUAUUGUCUUUAUUUGAUGACGAUGUAACUUUUUUUUUUCAAUGAUGCAGAAAAUUGCAACAAAGACCUUCUGGAAGAUCUGACCCAAUGUCUCUCCUGUUUUCCUUUCUUUUGUGGGGCCAAGCAUGGUUCACAGUGGCUGGGUGGGGAGCUACUCUCGCUUUUGGGGACAGGCUUCUUGCCUGGCUGAGAACCCACUUGUAUACAAGUGCAUCGGCAAGAGGCCAGAGCCCAUGGAGACCCGUUGUCUUGCAGGUGGAGGAGCCCGCUGUGUGUUUGAUGCAGAUUAUAAGCUCCUCAGGGCAGGAAUUUGGCCUUUCAUUUCCAUUUCCAGUGCUGAGCCCUGUGCUCCAUACAACAGAGACACUCAAAUUAUUGGUAGAGUAAUUUUAAUAGACGUAUUGAUAGCCCCAUUUUCAUCCUUUAAGGCAGAUUUAAUCUUUUCAAGACUUAGAAGUCAUUUGGAGCCAACAAUAAGCAAUUUAUCCCUCUCCUGAGGUAUCAUCUUGGUCGAAACCCAGUUUACUUACAGAGUAAUGAGUUUGAGCUGUUUUGUAUGAAGAACUCCAAAUUUUGCAGUGAUAGUUCUUGAACAUAACUAGACUCUAAAGGUGACUAUUCUGAAGGAGAGCUCUUUUUAUGUUUGGUGAUGGAAUUUUUGCUUUAAAACCCUUCUUAUUACUACAGAUGCAGUUUGACUGUGAAUCUAGGAAAUAAAGGAUUAUGCUUCGUGGGGAUGGCAAAUAUAUGGCGAAUAUAUGACAAAUGUGCUGACAUUCUUGGCUCCUGUGCCCAAAGCGGCUCUCUUUAUCACAGAGUUUCUUCCCUAUUAACCCAGGUGCAUUCUAGACUCUACUUUAAGACUAUACUCAAGGUUAAUAGUUUUCA